AUGGCCCUGGUUUACCGACCGCCAAGCCAGCGGACGGAUUCGGACGAUGCACUUAUCACCGAGAUAAAAGACAUUUGUCGAAGGAAACACAUAAUGCUACUUGGUGUCUUCAACUGUCCAGACAUAGAGUGGGAUUUGAUGCAUUUAACGCGAUCAGAAAACUCCUUCGAACAGAAACUUAUGCAACUGAUCCCAAUUGGAUUCCUUACCCAGCAUGUUGAAAUGGACACUCGAUUCAGGGAUGGACAGCAGUCCAGUUGUUUGGACCUCAUCAUCACUAGGGAUGAUAGUUGCAUUCUCAGGUUGGAAUCGCACACGCCCCUUGAUUGAAAUGACCACAGCGUGCUUGUUUGGGAGUAAAGCCAUUUUUCUGUACCCGAAAUUCGAGCUGCUGAGGAAAGAAAUGUAUGGAAAAGGAAUUAUACCCGAAUGAAAAACCUGCUACAGAUGGUAAACUGGAACCCAGAAAUCGAUUGGCUCUUCUUCAAGAACAUAACGCAACACUUGGUAGAGAGCUGUUGCCCACUUAAGAAGAAGCUGCGCACUUCCCAACCAGAGUGCGUGACGUCAGAAAUAAAGAAGAACCUUAAACUGAAAAAAUGAGACUUUGGAAAAUGUACGCCAGUUGUCAGCAACCAGAGCAUUUCGCUGACUUCAAAAAACAGAGGGAUGUAUAUCGGAAUCUGUUGAGAAGGGAACGGGCACAAUUUGAGUCAAAACUUUUAAAAAAUAUCCAGCAAAAUAAAAAAAAUUCUUUGGAUACGUGAAUAAAGCAAAACGCAACCGGGACUGCAUUCCCUGCUUAAAAGAUCGCCAGGGCAAUACGCUGUCUGACAACUCAGACAAGGCGGGUCUGUUGUCCGACUUCUUCACGUCUGUGUAUACCGAAGAGCCGGCUUUUGAUGGAAGAGUUUACCCCCCAAUUGUCAAAACAGACAGUACAAUUAGCACGGUGGACUUCACAACAGACACGGUAAGGAAAACUUUGAGGCAACUACAGCCCACUGAAUCCCCUGGUCCGGACGGCAUGUUCGCAAAAGUCCUGAAUGAACUGUCAGACCACCUGGCCUCUCCGUUAUCCAGGAUCUUCAGAACUUCGAUGGAGACCGGGGCUCUGCCUACCGACUGGAAGAAAGCAAAUAUAAGCCCCAUAUAUAAAGGUGGCGAGAGAACAGCCCCAAAUAGUUUCAGACCAGUGAGUCUCAUAAGCAUCUGUUGCAAAUUGAUGGAAAAAGUAAUAAAAACGGAGCUGAUGCGGCACCUCGAAGAAAGCAAUUUGCUCAGUUUACAUCAGCAUGGAGUUCGAAGGUGUUGAUCCUGUCUCACUAACCUCCUAAUAUCCAUGGACAGCUGAACGAAAUCAAUCGACAUGGGUUUAUCAGUCGACGCCGUGUACAUUGACUUCAAAAAGGCUUUUGACAGUGUUCCACACAGACGACUUAUAUGUAAACUACGUCAAGUGGGUGUUCAUGGAAAUCUUUUGAAAUGGCUAGCCGAUUUUGUUACGGGCAGACCUCAGCGUGUGUGUAUCGGAAACGCUAAAUCGGAAUGGGCAUCCGUGCACAGUGGCGUUCCGCAGGGAAGCGUUCUGGGUCCAAUUCUGUUCUCAAUAUAUGUGAACGACUGCCUGGACUGUCUGAACUGCUAGCGAGUAAUGUUUGCCGACGAUCUCAAAUUGUGGAAAUCACUAGAAAAGCCGGAAGACUCUGUACAGUUAUAAGACAAUUUGAAUCGCUUGCAACAAUGGUGUGAUGAGUGGUGUCUUAGUCCAAAUCGUAACAAAUGCCAAAUUAUCCGAUUACGAUCGAGCAACAGGAGGCCGUUGAGGUGUGAAUCUCAGUACUUUAUAGGAGGUCACCAACUCGAAUCAAUCAACGAGUUAAGAGACCUCGGUGUGUGGAUGACGUCAACUCUCAAACCAUCGUCUCGCUGCGCCAAGGUAUCAAAGAAAGCUAUGGGUAUCUUAGGCACGAUUAGAAGAUCCUUCGUCAAUUUUGACGAAGAACUUUUCGGCCGAGUAUUUGGCACAUACGUUCGACUAAUGUUGGAAUACUGUGUCCAGGCAUGGUGUCCCUGGAAGCAAAAAAUUACACCCUACUGGAGAACAUACAGCGAAGAGCGACCAAGCUAGUCGGCGGAUCAAGUAGCUUACCUUAUGAGAGACGGCUGGAGAAGCUAAAAAUAUUUCCUCUCUAUUAUAGGCAGUACAGAGGGGAUAUUAUCAUGGCCUUCAGGAUCGUCCGAGGGCUAGACUGUGCUCCUCAGUUUGACGACCUCUUCGAACUGGCGCGGCCGAUAAAUCUUCGAGGGCACCAAUACAAAUUGAAGGCGAAAUAUGCCAAAUUCGAGUUGCGGGCCAAAUUCUUCUGCCACCGGCUGGUUGAGGGAUGGAGCAAAUUGCCGAACUCCGUUGUCUUAGCGGAAAACGUCGAGACUUUCAAAAGAAGACUAGAUAAAUUUAUGCUUGAUGGUCAAACAUUUACAUAAUACCAUUGACUGGUAUAACUGUUAUGUAAAUAUCUGCAUGUUUUUUCAUACGUCUACCUGUAAAUAGGGUUUUCCAGGGCUCUGCCUCUAUCCCUCAUGUAUGCUGAAUUAUACUGAAAUCUCUUAUAUGCAAUUCAGGCCUGGAGACCGUGGACGCAUCAGGAUUACAAUCUGCUCGAAAGGGUACAGAGGCGAGCAACAAAAUUAAUAAGAGGUCAGAGUGCACUGCCAUACGAUAUUCGCUUAAAUAACCUUAAUCUCUAUCCUCUGAGUUAUAGGCAGUUGCGCGGAGACUUGAUAUAAACUUUCCGUAUCGUGCGUGGCUUGGACUGAGCCCUUCGGUGCGAUGACUUUUCCCAACUCGCCACAACAACUAACCUCCGAGGACAUCCCUUCAAGCUCCGUGUGCCCUAGGGUAGAUUGAAUGUGAGAAGAUAUUCCUUCUCCAAUCGUGUCGUGGGACCGUGGAAUAAUCUUCCCGAGACGGUUGUCAUGUCUCAAUCUGUGGAGACAUUUAAAUGUCGGCUUGACAGACAUAUGCUACAGCAACAAGCGGACUAUGUGACUUUUUAAACAUGAGACCAGUGACAUAUAUCAAUGAAUGUCUGCAUUCACCUAAUGCUGUAAUUUCUUCACAUUUUUGCUUAUUUAUCGAUUUAUUAUGUACAAAUAGGGAGUUCAAAGGCGUAAGCCUAUUCCCCUUUAAAUACACUGACACUGACUGAACCUUACUGUCUUGUUGAUCCCUUUUUUAAGUUCUCGUGUUAACCACUGAGGGCGGUUGGAUGUCCUAGGCUUUGAUAAGGGACAGUGGCUCUUCAUUAGAUGCAGUAACCGAUCCGUGAAUAAAUUCCAAUCCUCGUUAACGUUUCCGGAGAAGAUAACAUCCCAGUCUAUUUGUGAUGCCUCAGCUCUCAUUUAGCAAUAGUCCCCAUUCCAUAUAUUUGGCCUCGUAUCCUAUUUCUUAUAUGGUUAAGAAUACAGCUCGUACUCCCAUGAAAGUACUGCAUGAUCACUUCGGCCGAGCGGGGGUAGGUAGUACACCUCGUCUAUACUGUCAGGAUCUUUGGUAAAAACGAGGUCCAGACAACUGGCCUGUUGCCGUCCACGCGCGCUAGUUGGAAACAGGACACGUUGCGUAAGAAGAGCUUCUAGGGUUGUCUUUAAUAGACGGUAGUCGAAGGCAUUUUUCGAGCACUUCGCAUGCAUAUCACUGCAUUGAAAGCAGGGUGAAUUAAAAUCCCCCUGAGAACAACGUCUGGUCCACUGGCAAUCUCUCUUAUGCUUUCCAGUAGACAAGUGUCUGGGUCGGGAUCCGUCUGCGGGGGCUGGUAGAUAGUUACGACUUCAAGGGACUGAGAUCCCUGUACCUUUAUAGUCAGCCAAAUUGGCUCUGUGUCGCCAGAAAUCUUGUCGGUCCUCUCACACACCGUUAAGUCGCUCUUGACAUACAUGGCAACUCCUCCACCCCGGCGGCCUCUCCUGUCUCUCCUAAAGAAUUGUUAUCCUGCUAGUGCUACCUCGCAAUCACCUACGUCCUCUGACAGGCACGUUUAUGUGAUUGCAAUAACGUCCGGAGGAGCGUCGGUUACCUGUAUUCUUAGUUCGUCUAGCUUAAAAAACAGACUCUGAGCAUUGGUGUAAAAGAAUUUAAGUUUGCAGCACUCGACAGUGCUUCGUUCGGUUUGUCUCGGGCUUGCCUAUAUUAUGUUAUUGCCGCCAUCAUGAUGACUGGCCGGUUCCAAAGCAACAUCGCAUUCCUCUGUAUCGCUCGUCCCCUGAAACAAGCCAAGUUGCUCUCUCCUGCUGCAUUUCCCCUAUUUAGCUCUGUCACUAAUUCGCGGAGUUUCAGACGUUCUGCGGGAGAAUAGUCCGGCUGUAAAAACUUCCAUGUAAAAGUUUCGGAGGCUGCUCUUCCUGGACAGAAGUAAGCUAGCCUCCUCUUAACUGCCCAAAACAAUUUUCAGAGGUCGAGGCCGCACAGUGCCCGAUUGUUCGCUCGCCCUCUUUCCGAUCCUAAAGGCUGCGCGAAUGGUUACCUUUCCAUUCGAAUUAAGCCUUUUGUUCAGUAGGUGUUGAAACAUAUCAAGGUCAGCGGAAAUCCUCCUUUUCGGAAUAGGAGCACUCGACUCCGAUUUGCCCUGGACGACUAAGCAAUGCUGACGAUUAAUGGGUCCAUUUGUUCUGUUUCCGGCUGCCUUUUCAGCCGAAGGUCCCAGGAGAUCUACCGGAGUCGUCUGGAGUUUUAUAUUCCUGUUGUGUUGCUUACCCAUUUCACCUUGCCACGAGAUUUUUUCCUCACUUCCAACCGAGGGUUCUACUGAACAGUUUCGGAAUAGUUUCAGACAACGGGGAAUUAAAGGAAUUGAGUCCCUUUUAAUGGUGAAAUGUUUGGCAAAGAAUGAAUUUAAAAUUCCUGCUUUGCCUGACUCCUCUGUAAUGAAGGUAUCGUUCGCAAUAAACAAAGGCGGAGUGACUUGGUGGGACUUAGCUGCUAAUCUCAGACGAAAGACCUGAGCAAUUGAUUUAGAGGCAUUUACGCCAAUAAUAGCUAGAGACUGACUAAACCUAUUUCGCGCGAGCCUCAUUUUCGAAGCUAAUUCAAAUAUUUCAACGAUUCUUAGGUGAACUGAUAAUGAGCUUAUGGAAGGAUCUCUAAGCUGCUUCCGUAGUUUUUUAUGUCUGCUUUUAGGAAAAUAUGGGACAGCGGGGAAGUGGAACGCGAUUUAAACUUCUUCCGUGGAAAUAGGCUGAGUGGACCUUCUGUUACCUACUGUAAUUGUUGAAAAAGUUUAGAUCAUUUUUUAAAAAAAUAUUAUGCCAAUCAAGAGAGCCUGUAAAAGUAUUAACAAAUUCCUUUUUAACAUUUGCAUGGACAAAAAAGCUGCGUUUUACUGUUGGCUUUUUGGAAAUGGCAACAGGAAAACGACAAUGAAUUAAUGUAUGAUCACUUACAAAAAUGGCACGAUGGAAUCCAUAAACAGAGGGAAGAUGUCAUUAGUAAAAAUUAAAUCUAAUAAACGUGUUGUUUCUGGUCAAAGAGUGAAUUAAUUGAGACAAGUUAGAAAAGUGCAUAGUGUCUAGAAGCUUCUAGAAUUUAGGAGAGGAAGUGUGUUUAUGCCAGUCACUUUCUGGCAAAUCAAAAUCGCCUACGAUGAUCUCGACAUCUUGAUUCAAGGCAAGAGAUAUGUCAAAAGAUACGGCGCAUGAAGCAGGAGGACUUCACAGCCAUUAGUUCCAAAUGAAGGACAUUGGCAGCAUCAUCCAGAAUUCGAUAAGCAAAAUGCUUGUCCAUUGUGAAAUAUUGCUGGAUCAUAAUAUCGAUUUAAAUAUACCCGAAACAGAGUAGAACAUUCCGAUAUAUCGUCUUAAGAUUAGCAUUCUUUUUAAGUGGAGCAGAAAAUCGAUAGCAGAACGACUCGGUCAUCUGCAGAUUUAAAGAAGCUCGUCAAGUUGGUGAUGAGGAGGUGGCCCGACCGGGAUAUGACCUCACUCUUGUAAUUACGCUGUCAAUUUAUAAGGGUGAGGAUAUUGCCGGCUCAAAUCCAACUCUUUCAAACAGCAGAUUAUAAGGUCGGCCCGUGGACCAAAAUCUGAAGAGCUUGGCUUCCUCGAAUUUCAAAAAAUGUGAAACUGGUAUUAAAAACGUAGUCGCUGAAAUGUGAUGUCUACAAGCCGCCUACCUAACCUAAAUAUGCUUCCCUUAAGUUAUUCACAAGUAUGCUAGAACUUGUUACAAACAGUUCGCCUUCAGAACGGAUCGGAUUGCUUUAGUAUGGAAAGGCCCUUAAUCUCUUCAAAGGUAAUCAGCUACUAGAGGAAGACCUCAAAGCGAUGCAUGCCUCACAGUUAGCCUGGACUUUGAAAAAUUAAUUUUUUCCCUUGAAAUGCAUAUAACUCGUGUUACGCACCAGUUUGACUUUUCCAACGUCCUCUCGUUCUCUUAAGACGGCUCUACGUUUUUUUUCUGUAAAUUGGAUUCCCCAAGUUUCAUACCCAAUUCCCCCUUAGUCAUCUGAUCUGUUCCCCGAGUUUGUUUAAGUGAACACUUGGGGCCACUACGAGGUAAUUUGAGUGUGCACCUGGGCACGUUUGCAGGUAUUGCCUUCUGUGGGCCCUCUUUUCUGGUAGCAGGUCUAGGUUUAUCUUCUUGUUCCAGCAGUUUUUGCAGGUUCUCCUUCUUAUUGAGAUUGCCAGGCUUUUUUUCAUCCUGUCCGCGACCUGCCCAUCGGCCUGUUGCUUUUUUGGAUAUUUAGUCUAUCCUAGCGUUUGCGUACGGUUUUCCUCCCCACCGACUCCCUUACAGUAACAGUUUAGUGCACUCUAUCGCACCUGCUAGUUGUUGAUUAAAAUAGCUACUAAAGGACGCUUGACUAGAACUAACCACAGCUGUCGGAACGUUGUUUGCGCGUCGCACGUGUGCCUUGCGGCCCGCGUUAUGAUCCCAACUCUCCUACUCCAGUUCAUUUGCCCCUCCUCAGAAUGGUCAUCGAAUACCUGUCACAGUGGUUGCCCUUUACUUUCACCCAGCCUGUAAUGUUACAUACCUGCUCUAUGUGCUGUUUUUCGCCUUUGUUGCAGCUCAUCUGAAGUAA
Molecule: messenger RNA, 7082 nt
Organism: Spirometra erinaceieuropaei
Lineage: Eukaryota; Metazoa; Platyhelminthes; Cestoda; Diphyllobothriidea; Diphyllobothriidae
Source: the annotation of a GenBank genome assembly